Messenger RNA from Epithele typhae, 921 nucleotides. Its product is annotated as lysophospholipase. The transcript is spliced from 7 exons. Gene Ontology annotation, cellular component: membrane. Gene Ontology annotation, molecular function: lipase activity. The record is from RefSeq and is a predicted model, not a curated record. Bases 1 to 921 code for a protein of 306 amino acids. Lineage: Eukaryota; Fungi; Basidiomycota; Agaricomycetes; Polyporales; Epitheliaceae.
AUGUCCGAAUCUGCCCCGCUUCCGUACGACGAGCAGUGGCUCGACGGCCCGUUCGAGACCAAGUUCUACACCCGCCUCUACCUCCCGCCCUCCCCCACCCCCACCCGCGCCGUCCUCGUCUUCAUCCACGGCUACAUCGAGCACAUAGGCCGCUACACCGCCGCGCACGCCCGCUGGGCCUCCGACGGCGUCGCGGUCUUCGCGUACGACAUGCGUGGCUUCGGCCGCACCGCGCUCGGCGACCAGCGCAGCCCCAGCAGCCUGUACGGAAAGACGGGAGGCAUCAAAGAGCGCGCAUCGGACGCGGAAUGGGCCAUCACGCACGCGCACACAACCGUGCCCGACGUGCCGGUCUUCCUCAUGGCUCACUCCAUGGGCGCUGGUCUGGCGCUCAGCUUCGCGACCCGCGAUGGAACGGCUCCACCAGAGCAGAAGACCGUCGAUCUGCUGUCGGGCGUGAUAGCUUCUAGCCCUCUUGUAGAGGUGGCGCGACGGGCGCCGUCCACGCUCGAACGCAAGCUCUUGGAAUUCGUGGGCAGAUUCCUGCCGAACCUCGUCAUCAAGACGCCCGUCCAAGAUAAGGUCUCGGACAGUCUGAAGGACCCGUACAUCAAGGGCUACGGCCGUCUGGAGGGCCUUAUCGACAUGAUUUCCAGGGGCGAGCUCCUGCUCCAAGAAGGGUACAAGCAAUGGCCCGCGAGACUGCCGGUACUGAUCCUCCAUGGGAGCGCAGAUAUGGUCAACGCUUUCCCACCUACCAAGGAAGUCUUCGAGAAACUGCAGGCACCGGACAAGGAGUUCAUCAUAUACGAGGGCAUGAUGCAUGAUCUGAUGACCGAGCCGGAUAUCAAGGACAAGUACUUCAAUGAUUGCUUCUCAUGGCUUGAGAACCACAUCAGCACUUCGACCGUUGAGCGUUAG